CCCGGUGGCGGGAGCAACGUGGUACUCGAAACUAGAAGUAUGCACCCGUCACCAUGCACACCAAGUUCCAAAACUUUUAAACCACCGCUUCUCUCUUCUAUAUAUAUAUAUGCCAAAAAUGCAAAUUUAAUUAUCAAUAAAAUAAAAAUAUUUGCAGAAAAACAAUAAUAUGAAGAGGCAAAGAGGUGCUACUAAUCCGGGUAAAGUACUACCCGCGGCCGAAACUACAGUUGUUGCGAAGGUGGUGAAGAAAAAGGCGAAAGGGGGUGGUGUGGAUUUGGAGACGGCGGUGAAAGAAGUGGUGCUGGAGGAGGUGGCGGCGGAGGAGGUUGUUGCGGCGGUGCUGGAGGAGGUGGCGGCGGAUUGGGCUGAUUUGUGCAGUGGGGUUGAAGAAGAAAUGCCGUGGGCGAGUAGUUGGAUCCCGUUUUGGGAGAUGGAGGCCACCGGCGAUGCUUACGAGGCAUUAUACGGUGACGUUUUGUGGGAUUUUGAUAUUUGGGAUUUGAAAUCGAUUGGCAAUGUUGCUCCGUUUCCAUGAAAUAUUAAAAU
Messenger RNA from Erythranthe guttata (spotted monkey flower), 549 nucleotides. The record is from RefSeq and is a predicted model, not a curated record. NCBI's taxonomy places the organism in Eukaryota, Viridiplantae, Streptophyta, Magnoliopsida, Lamiales, Phrymaceae.